Messenger RNA from Nannospalax galili (Upper Galilee mountains blind mole rat), 462 nucleotides. RefSeq names its product interleukin 26 (gene Il26). The record is from RefSeq and is a predicted model, not a curated record. Lineage: Eukaryota; Metazoa; Chordata; Mammalia; Rodentia; Spalacidae.
AUGUGGGUGAAGUGCAUGCUGAGGUAUGGGUUGCUCUGUGCCACCGUGUGUCUUGCCUUUGCCAAGCACCAGCAACCUCAGUCUUUCAUCACCAAAAACUGUCAUUCAAGGAACUCACUGUCCCAGGCUGUUGACUCUCUGUAUGUCAAGGCAGCCAGACUCAAAGCAACAAUUCCACAAAGUUGCAGAUUUUAAGAACAGCUUCUGUCCUUCUUCAUGGAAGAUUUUGGUCAACCCUACCCACAUAUUUGCAUGGAAAUACGCUUUGUGGAAGAUUUUCAUAGCCUUAGACAGAAACUGAGCCAGUGUAUUUCCUGUGCAUCAUCAGCUAGAGAGAUGAGCUCUAUCACUAGAAUGAAAAGAUUGUUUUAUGGGAUUGGAAACAAAGGAAUCUAUAAAGGCAUCUGUGAAUUGAACGUUCUUCUGUCUUGGAUUAAAGAGCUCCUGGGAAACAUUCAGUAA